Messenger RNA from Egretta garzetta (little egret), 2660 nucleotides. RefSeq names its product ATP-binding cassette sub-family F member 2. The coding region runs from base 1 to 1845 and encodes 614 amino acids. The record is from RefSeq and is a predicted model, not a curated record. Gene Ontology annotation, molecular function: ATP hydrolysis activity; ATP binding. NCBI's taxonomy places the organism in Eukaryota, Metazoa, Chordata, Aves, Pelecaniformes, Ardeidae. The transcript has 16 exons.
AUGAGCCAGGGAAGGAUAGAGUCCAGGAAAGCAGAAGCUGAGACAGAACACAGCAAUGGAGGCAGUGCAGGUGAGAAGGGCUGGGCCAGGAGAGUACACGAGGUACAGAAAGGAACAUCGCUGCCAGAGGUGGAUGCUCUGACAAAGGAGCUGGAGGACUUUGAAUUAAAGAAAGCUGCUGCCCGUGCUGUGACAGGAGUGCUGGCCUCCCAUCCCAACAGCACUGAUGUGCACAUCAUUAACCUCUCGCUGACCUUCCAUGGCCAGGAGCUGCUGAGUGAUACAAAACUUGAGCUGAACUCCGGGAGGCGCUACGGCCUGAUUGGACUCAAUGGGAUUGGGAAAUCCAUGCUUUUGUCAGCUAUUGGGAAACGAGAAGUGCCCAUCCCAGAGCAUAUUGACAUCUAUCACCUGACCCGAGAGAUGCCUCCCAGUGACAAGACCCCCCUACAGUGUGUGAUGGAGGUGGAUACAGAGAGGGCCAUGUUAGAACGAGAGGCGGAACGUCUGGCUCAUGAAGAUGCGGAGUGUGAGAAACUCUUGGAGUUAUAUGAACGUCUGGAGGAGCUGGAUGCUGACAAGGCAGAAGCACGGGCCUCACGUAUCCUUCACGGCUUGGGGUUCACACCAGCCAUGCAGAGGAAGAAGCUGAAGGACUUUAGCGGUGGCUGGCGAAUGAGGGUGGCUCUUGCUAGAGCCCUCUUCAUUCGGCCUUUCAUGCUGCUGCUAGAUGAGCCCACAAACCACCUUGACCUGGAUGCCUGUGUGUGGUUGGAGGAAGAACUGAAAACGUUCAAGCGAAUCCUUGUGCUGAUAUCCCACUCCCAGGACUUCUUGAAUGGUGUCUGCACCAACAUAAUCCACAUGCACAACCGCAAACUGAAGUACUACACGGGGAAUUAUGAUCAGUAUGUGAAGACUCGCUUGGAACUAGAAGAAAAUCAAAUGAAGCGAUUCCACUGGGAGCAAGAUCAGAUUGCCCACAUGAAGAAUUACAUUGCACGAUUUGGACAUGGUAGUGCAAAGCUGGCCAGGCAAGCUCAGAGCAAGGAGAAAACCCUUCAAAAAAUGAUGGCUUCUGGUUUGACAGAGAGAGUUGUGAAUGAUAAGACUUUGUCAUUCUAUUUCCCGCCCUGUGGGAAAAUUCCCCCUCCUGUCAUCAUGGUGCAGAAUGUCAGCUUCAAAUACACCAAGGAUGGGCCAUGGAUCUAUAAUAACCUGGAAUUUGGGAUUGACCUGGAUACCCGCGUAGCUCUUGUUGGACCCAAUGGAGCUGGAAAGUCGACACUGCUGAAACUGCUCACAGGAGAGCUGCUGCCCACAGAUGGGAUGAUUCGCAAGCACUCACACGUGAAGAUCGGUAGAUACCACCAGCACUUGCAAGAGCAGUUGGACUUAGACCUCUCACCCCUGGAGUACAUGCUGAAAUGCUACCCAGAGAUCAAGGAGAAGGAGGAGAUGAGAAAAAUCAUUGGCAGAUACGGUCUGACAGGGAAGCAGCAGGUGAGUCCCAUUAGGAACCUGUCUGAUGGGCAGAAGUGCCGUGUCUGCUUUGCGUGGCUGGCCUGGCAGAAUCCUCACAUGCUUUUCCUGGAUGAGCCCACCAACCACUUGGACAUAGAAACAAUAGAUGCCCUGGCAGAUGCUAUCAAUGAAUUUGAAGGAGGAAUGAUGCUCGUCAGCCAUGACUUCAGACUCAUCCAACAGGUUGCACAGGAGAUCUGGGUCUGUGAGAAGCAGACAAUCACAAAGUGGCAAGGUGACAUCCUCGCCUACAAGGAACAUCUCAAGUCAAAGCUUGUGGAUGAGGAUCCGCAGCUCACCAAAAAGACCCACAAUGUGUGAGCUCUAGAGCAGUCGGUCAGGUGCUCUCUGGAGACUGACAGUGGCCAGCGUGACUCGCCCAUCUGCCGACUGGAACGGGACUCUGCUGCUAUCUAUGUGGCUGUGUUCUAGGAUUGCUGCAAUACUGCUUCCCCUUGACUUGCCUUGCACCUCUGUAUCUGGACAGAUCUCUUCUCUCCUGAUCUGGCACCAUUUGGGCAACCACUUCCAUAUUUAGAAGAUGUCCCAUCUAAGCCAGGCCUUGGAAUCCAAUGGUCUGGGGUCAUGGCAGUGGCCGUUAGGGUGUCUGAGCUGCAGCGAUACAGAAGUGGGGACCCCAGCCCAGCUUCUCCUGCCUCUUCCUUCCCAAUUUCUGCUUCAGUUUAGAUACUUCACUUCAAACUCCUCUGGCCUUGGUUUGUUUUUAACUAUUAUUUAACAGUGUAAUAAACAGAUCUGCCUGAGAAUCCAUCAGUCAAUAAAGAGGGAAGAACAGUCUUGUUUUGUGAGCUGUAGUAGUUCUUGGGCCAAGCUGGGGCAAAUCAGCUAGUGCUGAGCUUUGAAUAAGGGUGCAGAGCCCUUUCUUCUGGGUUGAAGGUUCAGUUCUUGAGUACUGCUGAAGUCAUGACCAGAACAUGAGGUGGUGGGUACUGAGCUCUGGAGGUACAGAGCAGUGAGUAGGAUAUUCACACCUGGAAACCUCUGCUAGUCCAGAGUGAAUGCUGGGUUUUCCAGUCAGUGACAGAAGGGGGAGCAAGCCAUGCAUGCUGCUUUUGUUGUUGACAGACACAACUUGAAAGGGUUCUGCAGAUUGGAAGUUAGGGACAGAAUGUAGA